Dermacentor silvarum is the source of this 1509-nucleotide messenger RNA. Its product is annotated as protein I'm not dead yet-like. The record is from RefSeq and is a predicted model, not a curated record. The transcript is spliced from 12 exons. Gene Ontology annotation, biological process: citrate transport; monoatomic anion transmembrane transport. Gene Ontology annotation, cellular component: membrane. Bases 1 to 1509 code for a protein of 502 amino acids. Gene Ontology annotation, molecular function: citrate transmembrane transporter activity; succinate transmembrane transporter activity. Lineage: Eukaryota; Metazoa; Arthropoda; Arachnida; Ixodida; Ixodidae.
AUGGAUGUCGAGGAGUACCAGAACCUGCUCUGUCCGGUGGGUUACGACGAGCAGAUGCUGCAGGAUCAGCAAGAGAUGCUGUUGCUGCAGCAGCAGUUGCAGAGAGGAGCUGAGCAGGAAGAGCGCAAGGAACGGUCGUGGCGCAUGACGUACAUCGUGGGCGUCCCCACCCUGCUGCUACCGCUACCGCUCUACAUGAAUAGCAAGGCCGGGUGGUGCGUCUACUGCAUGGUGUGGAUGGCCAUGUACUGGACCACCGAGAUCAUCCCGCUGCCGGCGACGGCGUUGCUGCCGCUGGCCAUGUUCCCGCUCCUGGGCAUCCUCAGCACCGGCGAAACGACCAACCUGUACUUCAACAACAUCGGCUUCAUCAUCCUGAGUUCACUGACGCUGGCUGCUGCCGUGGAGAUCACCAACCUGCACAAGCGCGUCGCCCUCAAGUCUCUGCUCAUCUUCGGCAUGAGCAAGCGAAGGAUAGUGUUCGCUAUCAUGAUGAUCAGCAUGUUCAUGUCCUUGUGGAUCCCCAACACGGCGUCGGCCUCCAUCAUGGGUCCCAUCACUUUAGCCGUGGCCGACCAGAUGCAGAAGUCGUCGCACAAGUUCGGGAGAGGGUUUCAACUGCGAAAGGACAUUGCCAGCGCUGUGGACAAGGAGCAGCUGCAUUCGAGCGAGAUAGCGGCGUACGUGCGCAAGAUGAUGCUGUUGUCGGUGACGUACGCGUGCAACGUCGGCGGCACCGGCUCGCUCAUCGGCACCGCGCCGAACCAGAUCCUCAAGAACAUCUUCGACCAGCGGUUUCCGGAAUCAAACGAGCUGACGUACGCCUGGUGGAUGCUGCUUAACGGGCCCGCCAUGAUCGUGCUGGUACUCCUGGCGUACGCUUACGUCCAGUGGAGCAUCGAGCGCAAGGGUGGAGCUACCAUGCUGGGAGCUGCGGCCGAAGCCAAGCUGACCGCUGAGGUAACACGCAGGUACAACGACCUGGGACCGUUGUCGUUUGCGGAGGCAACGGUCGUGUUCAUGGUGGUGUUGAUGGUGCUCCUGCUACUCACGAUGAAGCCGCAGAUCCUGCCCGGAUGGUCCUCGCUGUUUCCGGAACCGCAUUACAUCCGGGCGUCGGUGCCGAUGGUGUUGGUGUCCGUGCUGCUGUUCGUGAUUCCGCGCAACCCAACCAUGAACGAAACGGUUCCCAUUCUGAACUGGGACGACGUCAACAACCGCGUCUCCUGGGGCACCGUGCUUGUCAUCUGCGGCGGCAUGACUCUCGCCGAAGCGUCCAAGGCACGUCCGGGUGUGCUGAUGAACCUGAUGACGGUGGCGGGCGAAAUCCUGUCCGUCCACCUGGUGGCAAUGUACCUGCUCGGCCUUGACUCGAUGCCCUGGUGGGCCAAGGAGUACAGCAUCAGCUUGGUCGGCACCAACAUCACUCACCUGGCCCGCGCUGCACGCCGUGCCGGCGUCGAUGUCGCCGACUCCGUGGCACCGCCGGGACCGCACGCGCGCUGGUAG